ACUUCGCCUGAUUCGUCCGAGAAUCCUACGACCCGUUCGAGGACAGCUGCACUCCUUGAAACCGUGAACUGGAAUGCUUUAGUGAAACUGGCUCGCGAAACAAGAGAUGGUAUCGACUGCGAACUGUUGCCUGACAGCGGACUUGGAUACAACCACAUGGUCCGAGUACUCCAANNAUUUGAGGACGAGGUACGGCUCGUGGCUCGUCUUCGACUACCACGUCUAUCAGAUGCACAAGAGAACCUUGAUCUGGACGCUGUGGCGAAUGCAGUGAUGAGUGAAGUCCAGACGAUGAUCGCUGUCGCAAAGAACACGCAUAUUCCUGUACCCAAGGUCUACGCUUUCAACACUAGAGCCGACUGCGAAGUAGGUGCUCCAUUCAUAUUGAUGGAUUGUCUGGAAGGGAACGUGGGUACAGAUCUGAGUAUGGAUAUACCUCCGGAGCACAAGCAACAUUUCUUUGAAGAGGUGGCCAAGAUCCAGAUCGGUCUCUCUGAGAUACAGUUGCCGAAGAUUGGGAAGAUCAUAUGGGUUUCCGAGAACGGUUUCGAGCAAGGCCCAAUCCCUGGUAUAGGUGGCCCUUUCGAUACUGCUGCCGAAUUUUACAAAGCAUGGGCGGGGAAAGUUGUUUUCGACACCAAGAACGAUCGUCUACGGAGGACAUCAGGAGCUUAUGCCGAGGAAAUCCAGGCAUCCAUCACUACCUUUCAAGCUGCUGUCGGCAGGUUGGCGGACAAGAUUUCUCUGCGCAACAAAGGACCUUUUCCACUGUUCCAUGGUGACUUUGGUCAUCACAACAUUGUAGUCGACGACAACUACCAUGUCAAAGGGCUCAUUGACUUUGAGUUCUCAUUCGCAUGCCCUUGGGAGAUGAUAUCAAUUUUCCCUCUGCAUAUCAUCACAGUGCCUCCUGCCAUCGACGCACCUUGGAACUAUGAUUCGGAUGGCAACGCCGUGCCAGCAGACUUAUUUCAGAUGUUGGAAGAUCAGAAGGCUUACAUGGGAGCCGUCGAAUCCGAGGAGUCGGAUCAGGGCAAGCCGAGUCGCUACUCUUUGUCAGAAGCGAUGUAUGACGCACCAAGGCAACAACUUGCUACGGCACUCUGGUUCUUCGGAGAGAGCAAGCCAGGGUUCUAUGCCAAUCUGAUCGAGAAGUACUCUUCAGAAUGGCAGCUAAGCGAUCAAUGA
Messenger RNA from Aureobasidium musti, 1188 nucleotides. The record is from the annotation of a GenBank genome assembly. NCBI's taxonomy places the organism in Eukaryota, Fungi, Ascomycota, Dothideomycetes, Dothideales, Saccotheciaceae.